Messenger RNA from Staurois parvus, 342 nucleotides. Lineage: Eukaryota; Metazoa; Chordata; Amphibia; Anura; Ranidae. The record is from the annotation of a GenBank genome assembly.
AUGCAAGUGCCGGUUCUCGGCUGCACUUUCCUCACGCUGUCAGAUCGUGAGGAAAGUACUGCCGAGAACCGGCAGUUGUCAGAGCGAGCAUCGACGCCGAUCAUCAGGGCACUGAUCAUCAGUGCCCUGAUGAUCGGUGCCCAGCAGUUCCACCCGCAAGUUCCGCCCACCUGUGCCCAGCAAUCACCCACCUGUACCCAGCAGUGCACCCACCUGUGCCACUCUGCAGUGUCACACACCUGUGCCCAGAAGUGCCACCUACCUGUGCCCAGCAGUGCCACCCACCUGUGCCCACCAGUUCCACCCACCUGUGUCCACCCACCAGUGCUGCCCACCAGUGCC